Messenger RNA from Epinephelus lanceolatus (giant grouper), 2169 nucleotides. RefSeq names its product luteinizing hormone/choriogonadotropin receptor (gene lhcgr). Gene Ontology annotation, molecular function: G protein-coupled peptide receptor activity; luteinizing hormone receptor activity. The record is from RefSeq and is a predicted model, not a curated record. NCBI's taxonomy places the organism in Eukaryota, Metazoa, Chordata, Actinopteri, Perciformes, Serranidae. Gene Ontology annotation, biological process: ovarian follicle development; adenylate cyclase-activating G protein-coupled receptor signaling pathway; luteinizing hormone signaling pathway. Gene Ontology annotation, cellular component: plasma membrane.
AUGUGGACGUCGCCGCCAGUGCUCUCGCUCCUGUCUGUUGUAUUCUUCUAUGGAUGCAAGUGCGCUUCAGGGUUCGUCUGCCCGAGGAUCUGCCGCUGUUUCUCCAACACAAUCAGAUGUAACAAUGUGACAGAAGGAUCAGCGCAGACGAUAAGCAGCAGGGAUAAAAGACUAUUUCUCUAUCACUUGCCGUUGCACACGAUCACUAGCCAUUCUUUUGAGGGUUUGAAAAGAGUCCAGAGAAUUGAGAUUGCUCAGAGUGUGACCCUGGAAAACAUUGAGGCAUUAGCGUUUAACAACCUUCUCAACCUCUCUGAAAUCUCAAUCCAGAACACCAGGAGUCUCAUGCACAUUGGCAGAAGGACAUUUAACAACCUUCCCAAACUACAUUACUUGAGCAUCUCAAAUACUGGGAUGAAAGUUUUUCCUGAUAUUACAUCCAUCAAUUCUCUUGAAUCAGAGUUUAUCUUGGAUAUCUGUGACAAUCUGUAUCUACUGGAAAUACCUCCAAAUGCUUUCGCUGGCUUGACAAAAGAAUACGUAACAAUGAACCUGUACAACAACGGCAUCAGAGAGAUACAUGACCACGCCUUCAACGGGACAAAGAUAGAUAAACUGGUGUUAAAGAAUAAUCGAAAUCUCAGAGUGAUCCACAGAGAUGCUUUCAAAGGAGCCACGGGCCCUGGAGUCUUGGACGUGUCUGCAACAGCUCUUACAAAGUUACCACCACAGGGACUGGAGUCAGUGCUGGUGUUGUUAGCUCAGUCAACGUACGGCCUGAAGAGUCUUCCUCCUCUGCAGGGACUGUGGAGCCUACGAGAAGCCCAUCUCACCUACAACAGUCACUGCUGUGCACUGCUGAGCUGGAACAUCCACAGGGACCUUCCCAUUAAUCCUGCAUGGAGUAAUGGCUCUACAUACUGUGAUGAGAGUGACCCAUCGGCAAGUGUUCAGCGUGCAAUUGGAGGUUCAGCAGACACAACCCUACUUAUAGAUGUGCCAUUUUUCUCAGAUGCCGAUCUGUUUGUUGAGGAUGAAGGCUUUGGAAACGUGAAUUUCCACUAUCCAGAACUGGACUUCUGUCAGACCCGACCGACUUUGGUUUGCACGCCUGAAGCAGAUGCUUUUAAUCCCUGUGAGGACAUCGCAGGCUUCAGUUUUCUCAGAGUUGCCAUUUGGUUCAUCAACAUCCUGGCCAUCACAGGUAACCUGACGGUGCUCCUGGUCACUUUCACCAGCCGGACCAAGCUGACGGUGCCUCGCUUCCUCAUGUGCCACCUUGCUUUUGCAGACCUCUGCAUUGGGAUCUACCUUCUGAUGAUAGCUACAGUUGACUUGCGCACACAUGGCCACUACAGUCAGCAUGCUAUUGAAUGGCAGACAGGGCCUGGCUGUAGUGCUGCAGGAUUCCUGUCUGUGUUUGGUGGGGAGCUGUCAGUCUACACGCUUUCCAGCAUCACUCUGGAGCGCUGGCACACCAUCACCAAUGCUCUACAGGUAGAGCGCCGUCUGGUACUGACACAGGCAGCAAGUAUAAUGGCAGCUGGCUGGCUCAUCUGUCUAGGGAUGGGCAUACUGCCCCUGGUUGGUGUGAGCAGUUACUCCAAAGUCAGCAUGUGCUUACCCAUGGACAUAGAGACGCCUCUGGCUCAGGUCUUCAUCAUAAUUAUCCUGCUCAUCAACGUGGCUGCCUUUGUUGUCGUGUGUGUUUGUUACGUGCUGAUCUAUCUGGCUGUAAAGAACCCAGAGAUCCCUGGAAGAAGCGCCGACACCAAGAUUGCAAAACGCAUGGCUGUGCUCAUCUUCACAGAUUUUCUCUGCAUGGCACCCAUUUCCUUCUUUGCCAUCUCUGCUGCAUUCAAGGUUCCACUCAUCACGGUCACGAACUCCAAGAUCCUGCUGGUCCUCUUCUUCCCCAUCAACUCCUGUGCCAACCCCUUCCUUUAUGCUAUCUUCACCAAGGCUUUCAGGAAGGACGUGUAUCGGCUUAUGAGCACCUUGGGCUGCUGUAAAAACAAGGCCAGUGUUUAUCGCAUGAAGGCCUACUGCUGUGAAGACGCACUUAAGAGCAACUUGCGAUCCAAAAAUAAAAGAUCCAGUGCAGGCAUGAGGCUGACUGAUAUGUCACAACAGAGCCAUCACCUGAAAGAGGAGCGAGAGCUCACCUGA